UUGUCCCAGCCAUACAUUCCAGUUUUUAUCAUGCUGCUGAGCCGCUCUUCUUCUUCUUGCCAUGGCCGUCCUCGUCCUCAGCUCAAGGUGGGAUCCUCCUCGCCCAUCAAAUGCUCCGCUGUGCCCAACGCUCCCAACAAACGAGCCAACAGAAUGAUUGAAUGGAGCUCUCCGGACGAAGGAUGGAUCCGAUUUGACAAAGAUGAUGAUCCGGAUAAGGAGGGCCAAGGAGGAGGAAGGGCAGCAGCUGAAGCAGCAGCAGCAACACAAGAGGGCAAAGACGAUCAAGCUGGACUGGACGACACCAUUACGGAUCUCAUAGCACACGUAUCGGGAACACAUUACGAGUUCUUGGGGAUCACACCUGAAGCUGACACAGAGGAAAUUAAAGUGGCUUAUAGGAAGCUGUCUAAGCAGUACCAUCCUGACUCCACCACACUCCCUCUAGAGGUAGCGGGAAAGAAAUUUCUCCGUCUCAAGGAAGCGUACAACGUGUUGAGCAGCGAGGACGACAGGAAGCUCUACGAUUGGCACUUGGCGCAGGAGGCAUCCAAAGCGAGAGGGGGCAGAUUCAUCUGGCCUUACGAAGUGGAUAGAAGCCAGCUCAGAGAAAGCAGCAAGCCUCCAAAAUGGAAAACCGAGUGGCAGCCCAAGCUAGACCCAAUUGAAGUGCUCGACGGGAAGAAUCUCAAGCUGAGCGACCAGCAACAGACAGCACUUGCGUUUGAUCUCUUUGCCAUCCUUGUGUCUGUUGCCACUAUGAUUUACGUUGGCUUCUUUAAACAUUGACCACCUAUGAGUGGCCGACUAUAGAUGAUCGCAAUUAAAGUAAGUUUAAAAGGA
Messenger RNA from Selaginella moellendorffii, 843 nucleotides. RefSeq names its product NAD(P)H-quinone oxidoreductase subunit T, chloroplastic. Lineage: Eukaryota; Viridiplantae; Streptophyta; Lycopodiopsida; Selaginellales; Selaginellaceae. The coding region runs from base 31 to 789 and encodes 252 amino acids. The transcript is spliced from 2 exons. The record is from RefSeq and is a predicted model, not a curated record.